GGUGCAGAGGAUAAAAGUGGUUAGCGAAGAAGGAAAAGACGAGGUGCUGGUGGCCGUGUUAGGUGGUUCUGCAUCAGGGUAUUAUAUUGUUAUGCACAAGUUGUCUUUCGUAAGGAGCAAUGGUGUCAUAUGUGCUUAUUUAAUUUCAGUACGGAUGGUGAUGUCUAAACAGACAGAUGCAGAGGGGAGGGGUAGUUAGAUCUGCCCUGAUGCAGGCUGCAGAUGCAGGGAAGGGGUAUUGAGAUUAUUACCUCUCUUUGCUAACAGUUUUGAAGAGCACAUAUGUUGUUGUCCAAGAGGUAGCUGCAGAUUGGUAGCCAUCAUGGAGCGAGAGAUCGUAGAAGCUGAUGAAUCACCUGAGCACGAGCAGGCGCGGAUAGAAUUAGUGGGGAGAGCAAUCGGUGAUCAGCCCCCCACACCCUUCCCCACAGGUAACAAUACUACGAUCCAAAUACUACCAGAGGUGACAACUUAGCUGUUCUUUUUUCUUUCCUUAUCACAUCGGAGCAACCUGCAUUACCACCCGAAAGUACAAGAGGUGAGCUUAGAUCUGUAGCGAAGCCAGCAUAGGGCGGUUGUCGCCAGAGUUGACGACGGUUUUGGUGCCGCCAUAUUGGUUAAGUAAUGAUUAAUAUGCUGCUGAACUGUGCUGUUCAAUUUCGAGUUUUGUUCAUGUCGCUCAAUUUGGUUUCUUCAACAAAGCAUAAAUGACUCAACGUAGCUCGAGAACCCCCUUUUCUUUGUACGUGCAAAGUUUCAUGAAGAUGAACGAAAUACUUUGUGUCCUGAGCAACAGAUCAAAACCCAGCCCUUAAAAACAUAAUUUUUGAAGCACAUGUCACGGAACUUGUUCUUUCCUCAUGAAAAUUUGGGUAUACACCUAUACAUGACCUUUUUUUCUGGAGAAACAUAUACAUGUCCAUCGGAAAUUUACCUUUUGCGCUUUGCCGUAAGAUUAUCGUUCCGGUUCAUUUGACGCGAGGACCAGGGAAAGUUCCCCUUGUUCCUUCGUUUAGCGAGAUCGAGAAGCGGUGGGCGGCUUACGGCGGGAGCAGCAGAUCUGACGAUGGAGAUUGCCGCGGCCCGCGGGGGUGGCUUGUCCACCGCGCAUGGGUUGUGGUGACAGAGUUGCUCAAGUGCGCCGGAGGAUUCAAUCUCACCUGACCUGAUGCAGUGAAUAUACAUCCUAAAAUAUGUCUAUAACUCUAUAUACAUCCGUAUGUAGUCCGUAUUGAAAUCUCUAAAAAGACUUAUAUUUAGAAACGGAGGGAGUAGAUGAAAUGGAAGCAGGGCUGAACGAGCGCGGGGGACAGCUUUUGGACAUGGAAGGGUUCAGAAUUUCAGAUUGCUGAAAAGCAAUUCGACACCACAAAUAAGAUUUAUUUAUUAUUUUGCAAUUCUGAUUGCUGCAAUUAUGGACACUCUAGUAGGCUUGGAUUGCUGAAUGUGUAUUACUGCAUAAGGUGCAGAGGAUAAAAAGUGGUUAGCGAAGAAGGAAAAGACGAGGUGCUGGUGGCCGUGUUAGGUGGUUCUGCAUCAGGGUAUUAUAUUGUUAUGCACAAGUUGUCUUUCGUAAGGAGCAAUGGUGUCAUAUGUGCUUAUUUAAUUUCAGUACGGAUGGUGAUGUCUAAACAGACAGAUGCAGAGGGGAGGGGUAGUUAGAUCUGCCCUGAUGCAGGCUGCAGAUGCAGGGAAGGGGUAUUGAGAUUAUUACCUCUCUUUGCUAACAGUUUUGAAGAGCACAUAUGUUGUUGUCCAAGAGGUAGCUGCAGAUUGGUAGCCAUCAUGGAGCGAGAGAUCGUAGAAGCUGAUGAAUCACCUGAGCACGAGCAGGCGCGGAUAGAAUUAGUGGGGAGAGCAAUCGGUGAUCAGCCCCCCACACCCUUCCCCACAGGUAACAAUACUACGAUCCAAAUACUACCAGAGGUGACAACUUAGCUGUUCUUUUUUCUUUCCUUAUCACAUCGGAGCAACCUGCAUUACCACCCGAAAGUACAAGAGGUGAGCUUAGAUCUGUAGCGAAGCCAGCAUAGGGCGGUUGUCGCCAGAGUUGACGACGGUUUUGGUGCCGCCAUAUUGGUUAAGUAAUGAUUAAUAUGCUGCUGAACUGUGCUGUUCAAUUUCGAGUUUUGUUCAUGUCGCUCAAUUUGGUUUCUUCAACAAAGCAUAAAUGACUCAACGUAGCUCGAGAACCCCCUUUUCUUUGUACGUGCAAAGUUUCAUGAAGAUGAACGAAAUACUUUGUGUCCUGAGCAACAGAUCAAAACCCAGCCCUUAAAAACAUAAUUUUUGAAGCACAUGUCACGGAACUUGUUCUUUCCUCAUGAAAAUUUGGGUAUACACCUAUACAUGACCUUUUUUUCUGGAGAAACAUAUACAUGUCCAUCGGAAAUUUACCUUUUGCGCUUUGCCGUAAGAUUAUCGUUCCGGUUCAUUUGACGCGAGGACCAGGGAAAGUUCCCCUUGUUCCUUCGUUUAGCGAGAUCGAGAAGUGGUGGGCGGCUUACGGCGGGAGCAGCAGAUCUGACGAUGGAGAUUGCCGCGGCCCGCGGGGGUGGCUUGUCCACCGCGCAUGGGUUGUGGUGACAGAGUUGCUCAAGUGCGCCGGAGGAUUCAAUCUCACCUGACCUGAUGCAGUGAAUAUACAUCCUAAAAUAUGUCUAUAACUCUAUAUACAUCCGUAUGUAGUCCGUAUUGAAAUCUCUAAAAAGACUUAUAUUUAGAAACGGAGGGAGUAGAUGAAAUGGAAGCAGGGCUGAACGAGCGCGGGGGACAGCUUUUGGACAUGGAAGGGUUCAGAAUUUCAGAUUGCUGAAAAGCAAUUCGACACCACAAAUAAGAUUUAUUUAUUAUUUUGCAAUUCUGAUUGCUGCAAUUAUGGACACUCUAGUAGGCUUGGAUUGCUGAAUGUGUAUUACUGCAUAAGGUGCAGAGGAUAAAAAGUGGUUAGCGAAGAAGGAAAAGACGAGGUGCUGGUGGCCGUGUUAGGUGGUUCUGCAUCAGGGUAUUAUAUUGUUAUGCACAAGUUGUCUUUCGUAAGGAGCAAUGGUGUCAUAUGUGCUUAUUUAAUUUCAGUACGGAUGGUGAUGUCUAAACAGACAGAUGCAGAGGGGAGGGGUAGUUAGAUCUGCCCUGAUGCAGGCUGCAGAUGCAGGGAAGGGGUAUUGAGAUUAUUACCUCUCUUUGCUAACAGUUUUGAAGAGCACAUAUGUUGUUGUCCAAGAGGUAGCUGCAGAUUGGUAGCCAUCAUGGAGCGAGAGAUCGUAGAAGCUGAUGAAUCACCUGAGCACGAGCAGGCGCGGAUAGAAUUAGUGGGGAGAGCAAUCGGUGAUCAGCCCCCCACACCCUUCCCCACAGGUAACAAUACUACGAUCCAAAUACUACCAGAGGUGACAACUUAGCUGUUCUUUUUUCUUUCCUUAUCACAUCGGAGCAACCUGCAUUACCACCCGAAAGUACAAGAGGUGAGCUUAGAUCUGUAGCGAAGCCAGCAUAGGGCGGUUGUCGCCAGAGUUGACGACGGUUUUGGUGCCGCCAUAUUGGUUAAGUAAUGAUUAAUAUGCUGCUGAACUGUGCUGUUCAAUUUCGAGUUUUGUUCAUGUCGCUCAAUUUGGUUUCUUCAACAAAGCAUAAAUGACUCAACGUAGCUCGAGAACCCCCUUUUCUUUGUACGUGCAAAGUUUCAUGAAGAUGAACGAAAUACUUUGUGUCCUGAGCAACAGAUCAAAACCCAGCCCUUAAAAACAUAAUUUUUGAAGCACAUGUCACGGAACUUGUUCUUUCCUCAUGAAAAUUUGGGUAUACACCUAUACAUGACCUUUUUUUCUGGAGAAACAUAUACAUGUCCAUCGGAAAUUUACCUUUUGCGCUUUGCCGUAAGAUUAUCGUUCCGGUUCAUUUGACGCGAGGACCAGGGAAAGUUCCCCUUGUUCCUUCGUUUAGCGAGAUCGAGAAGCGGUGGGCGGCUUACGGCGGGAGCAGCAGAUCUGACGAUGGAGAUUGCCGCGGCCCGCGGGGGUGGCUUGUCCACCGCGCAUGGGUUGUGGUGACAGAGUUGCUCAAGUGCGCCGGAGGAUUCAAUCUCACCUGACCUGAUGCAGUUCCCCGCCAUGAAAUGUUUCAGCGCGAGAUAAAGGCAGAGGCAUACUUAGAGAAACAGAGGGGCCGAUCAGUGCUUCGCUGGGCACCAUGAGACCACUCAUUGGGAAGCUGGACAUGCUGCUGCUAGCUCCUCCUCGGGGAUGUUCCUCCAAGAAGGUCAUGGACAUGAUGCGCCUCCUCAGAGAUGACGUUGAAAAAAUAAACUCCUGCCUCAGUGAACUGUCAGAGGUGGAGGACCCUCCCCUGACAGCCAAGUGUUGGAUGAAUGAGGCGCGCAACCUGUCUUACGGCAUGGAGGAUUACAUCAACAGCUUAUUAUUCGUGCAGCCUGAAGAUCCCUCCAAGCUUGUUGCCAGCAACAUCAAGACGACCAGAUCACUCCGCAAAUCAUCCAGUAAUGUCAAGGCUCCCAAGAAUCAGCUUAUUAUAGCAGAAACGCUAUCAGAAUUCAGGAUGUAUAUCCAGGAGGCGAUUGAACGGCACCAGAGGCACAAUCUCCAAACGUGCAGCACCUUGAGGCAUAGGUUUGUGUCCCCUGGCCCUAUGCUCCUUCCAACGCCAUAUGAAGAGACUGCCGAUGUAGUAAUCGAUGGACGGAUGAACGAAUUCAUCAACUCACUGGCUAACGAUGGGGACCAGCAGCUCAAGGUGCUAUCUGUUCUCGGACCUGCAUGCCUCGGUAAAACUACACUUGCUAGAGUGUUGUACAGUAGACUUGGAAAGCAAUACCAUUGUCGAGUUUUCGUUCGGGUCUCCAAGAAACCUGAUAUGAAGAGAAUUUUCCGUGAGAUGCUGUCGCAGCUCCAGCGUCAGCAUUCCCUACAAGAUUGUAAGGAGAUUGACCUCAUUGACAAUAUCAAGACAUAUUUGCAAAACAAAAGGUAUUUAAUUAUUGUUGAUGAUGUAUGGGCUACAUCAGUAUGGGAUAUUAUUAAUCAUGCUUUUCCAAAGGGUAAUCAUGGCAGCAGAAUAAUAACAACUACACAGAUCGAAGACGUUGCAUUAACAUGUUGCUGUUAUCAGUCAGAGUAUGUUUUUGAGAUGAAACACCUAGAUGAUGAUCACUCUAGAAAACUUUUCUUUAACAGACUUUUUGGCUCUGAAAGUGAUUGUCCUGAGCAGUUCAAAGAGAUUCUAAAUGAAAUUAUUGAAAUAUGUGAUGGUUUGCCGCUAGCCAUAAUCAGCAUAGCUAGUCUUUUAGCAAGCCAGCCUGUCAUAUCAAUUGAUCUAUUGAAGUAUAUCCAUCAGACAUUAAUAUCUUGUUUCUCAGCAUCAGAAAGAAUGAGACAAGCACUGAACCUGGGCUUCAAUAAUCUUCCUCAUUAUUUGAAGACAUGCUUGUUGUAUCUUAUUAUGUAUCCAGAGGGCUACACAUUCUACAAUGAUGAUUUUGUGAAGCAAUGGAUGGCUGAAAGUUUUAUCCAUAGAACGGAAGGGCAAGACAUGGUGAAAGUUGCACAGAGCUAUCUCGAUCAACUUAUUGCCAGAGGAUUCAUCCAGCCUAUACGCAUCAACUACAACAAUGAGGUGGUGUCCUGUGCAAUUCAUGACAUGGUACAUGAUCUUAUUGCACACAAAUCUGCAGAAGAGAAUUUUAUUGUGGCAAUAGACUACACUCAAAAGAGUGUGUCACUUUCUCAUAAGGUUCGUCGACUAUCUCUCCUCUUUGGCACUGCAAGAUAUGCCAAGACACCAGCAAACAUCACAAAGUCCCAAGUUCGGUCACUUGCUUAUUUUGGAUUAUUGGAGUGUAUGCCUUGUAUUAAAGAGUUCAAACUUCUUCGUAUUCUAAACCUUCAAAUAUCUGGUAAUGCUGGCAAAGAUAACCCUGUAGACCUCACAGGGGUUCUAAAACUGCUUCAACUGAGAUAUUUGAAGAUUGGGUGUGGUAUCUGUAUAAAACUGCCAGCCGAUGGGCUACAAUGUUUGGAAACACUGGACAUUACAAAUGCAAUAGUCCUUGAUAAAGAAUGUGGUAUCCAUCUCCCACGGUUGUUGCACCUCAGUCUUCCUUUUGGUACCAGUCUGCUGGAUUGGAUUUGCUUUCGCAAGGGCACUGGCAGGCUGAACUACCUGGAGGAUAUUCAUCUUACCAGUCAUUUUACAGCUGCAUAUGAUCUGCAGAGAUACAUGGAAGCUCUGAGUCCUUUAAUCGGAGGACAUGGCAACCUGAGGACUGUAGUAUUGGCUCAUGGCUCAACGGUAAAAAAUACUGUGGUUCGUGGAGCUCCAGUAGUAAUCACUUCUUUGGAUGACUUGGCACCUCCACCCCUUCUCCAGAGAUUUGAAUUCUCGCUUCACAGAAGCUGCAUAUUCUCACGAAUACCUCCAUGGGUUAAAAAACACGAGAACCUAAGCAUUUUGAAGAUUGCAGUGAAGGAACUUCAGAUGAUUUGUGUUGGCAUUCUCAGAGGAUUGCCUGCCCUUACUGCUCUGUCGCUGUACGUGGAGACGGCGCCCGUUGACAAGAUCAUCCUUGACAUGGUGGGGUUCUCAGUUCUCAAGUACUUCAAGUUGAGGUUCCUGACUGGUAUAGCUUGGCUAAAAUUUGAGGAGGAUUCCAUGCCUAAUCUCUCGAAGCUCAAGCUAGUUUUCAAUGCCAUCCCCCAGAUCGAUGAAUAUGAACAUGGUAUUAUCAGCAUCGGCCAUAUGCCAGGCCUUAGAGAUAUCACUGUGAGAUUUGGGGGUAUUGCUGUUGGUUCUGAGUAUGACUUAGUUAUUAAUCAUCCACGCAAUCCUAUGAUCAACAAGCAAUCGACGGUUUAUAGAUCCUAUAGUGACGAAAGUGGAAAGCAGAAACAACUGGCAUAUGAGAUUCUGGAAGAAGAACGAGAUGAGAUUGUGGAGGCAGAAAGAGAUGAGACUGUGGACAAAGAAAGAGCUGAAUACUAUAAGGAAUUGAGUAGCCCAGCCGAUCAAAGGAUUUCAAGAUUGCCAGAGUCCUUUUCUGGGCUGCAUGAUCCAGUAAUAGGCAAAGUGCGGAGGAUGGUGUUAAGGGUUGCUCACAGCUCCGAAAUCGGAGCUCGUCUCCGCGGCGAGAAGUGCAAGAGGAAGAUUCUGUCAACUGUUUCCAAGCUGGAUGGACUCGAGUCCAUCGACAUCCAGCACGACCAGGACUAUGGCGGGUACAAGCUGACGGUGGUCGGCACCGUGGACCCGUUGCGAAUCGUCAAGGUGCUGAAGAAGCGGGGCUUCGCAGCGCAUGUCGUCGGCAUCGAGAAGGGACGCAAAAAGCUGACCCCCCACUGCGGCUACGGCUACGGCUACUACGCGGGCAUGCCAGCCGCAGCCGGAGGCCCGCCGCCGCCGCCAUACAACGACGCGCCUGUGCACCAAGGAUCAUGCAACACCCAGUAGCCAUCGAUUCUGCAUGGGCAUGCCGAGUGUACCGCGCGCCGUUUGUCCUGCCGACUGCGCUGAGUACAUAUGUGGAGCAGUUUUGGUUCCGCGAUGUGUGUUUUUUUAGAAAAGGAGGAUGGCCCCGGUUUUUGCAUCUGGGAGAUGUAUUCGGCUAUUUUAUUAAUUAUUCGUAAAGACCUUACAAAAUAGUACAAUACAUCAAUAUGUCUGAAUACGCUAUCUUGGUAACAACUGUCGCUACUCUA
Triticum aestivum (bread wheat) is the source of this 7706-nucleotide messenger RNA. RefSeq names its product disease resistance protein RGA5. The transcript is spliced from 6 exons. The coding region runs from base 4189 to 7458 and encodes 1089 amino acids. The record is from RefSeq and is a predicted model, not a curated record. Lineage: Eukaryota; Viridiplantae; Streptophyta; Magnoliopsida; Poales; Poaceae. Gene Ontology annotation, molecular function: ADP binding. Gene Ontology annotation, biological process: defense response to other organism.